ACCAAACGGGGGAGAAUGUAUUCAAGGAUGUUGAAGAAUGGUGUACACCGUUUUGGGAAAACGUCGUUAGGUAGGCCUACAAACCGUCAUGAAACGUAGUAAACGUUGAGGCGAACUGAACGUACAUUUGCCUAGAUUUCAGGUAGGCUACAUUCCCUGUGAUUUGAGAACAACAAGGUAUGACAGAAGGACAUUUGCAUAGAUCUCCGCCCCCAAUGCUUUCGUUGCGUAGUAGUACAACACAAAACACCUUCACAGUUCUCAAAGUUCAGUAUUUCAGAGACUGGACCUAGUUAGUUUACUCUGCUACAAUAUUUUAGUGAUAGACGUUCGCACGCGCGCACUCAUUAUCCAGCCAAAGUUUCAACCUGGGUGGAAUUUAUUCUUCGCCCUCGCAGCAAGAUGUCUAUUCAGAAUACCUCCACGUCAUACAGGACCGUCAGCGUCUCGUCGGACCCAGCCACCACAGUUCUAUCGCCGGGCCAAUACAUCGACGGUUACAGAACUAUGAGUGUUUCGUCUGCUCCGGUACAGUAUGGCAUCGGCAAUGGCUACGAUACCGUGCGCUACCUAAUGCCAGUUCAGCAGGCGAGUCAGCAGCAGCAGAUGCAGUAUGUGCUGGUCAACCAGCCCCCCCAGGUUAUGCAGCAGAUGGUGUCACCUGUAUAUUUGCAGAAUAUCCAGAGGGUCCGUGUAAAUAGUUUGGAAGAAUCAGACAUCUACCGAGAACAAAUUGUAGAGGAGGUGGAGGAGGUUAAAGAGGAGAUGGUGAACAUCGUUAAGGAGAAUGUGGUGAAGAGGGUGAUAGAGAGCGUGUCUCAGGUGGGGAUAAAGAGUGAGGUGAGGGAGGUAGUGCCCGUGGUGAAGAUGGACACACGUUUCUUCGGAGAGCUGCUGGCGGAGGUUUACAGGAAGAACUGUGACAUCCACACCUGCAUCUCAGAACAUGUGGCCAAGAUACGUGGAAGGAAACACCUCUUAGAUCCCAGUAAUGACUACAAGGUAAAGAGAGAGGACAUUGAGGCCCUGAUCCCCAAACGAGCAUCUGAGCUGACCAAACAGCAGCUCCGCUACCUGCUGCAGACCCGUAUGACAGCAGACAAGACCAUGAGUCUCCUUCUGACUACCUUCAGCAGCCUGAGGGAGGAGAUGAUCCACAUGUCAGAGGAUCUGAGGCAUCUGGAGAGUGAGAAGGAGUCCCUGGAGAGAGACCUGAGCUUCAAGGCUGACCAGGCUGAGCAGUAUGACCGCCUCCUAGAGGCCAUACGAGAGAACAACAGACAGCUACAGAUUUCUCUGAAGGAGACCAGCUCCAGCCAGCGGACCCUGGAGACUCAGCUCCUGAGCAGCCGCACUACAGACUCAAACAGGGACUUCCGCAUCAAAGAACUGGAGGGGAGCUACCGAGCCCUGGAGAAGGAGAACGAGAUGCUCAAACAGAAGUUGGCUGGCCAGUGUAGCAGUAGCACCAUUCAGAUGAAUACAGAGGAGCUGUCACGUCAGUACUCAGAGCAGCUAGCUGCCCUGCGCCAGGAGAAGGACAAGGAACUGCAGAGCCUCAGGUCCCAGCUGACGCGGAUCACCACAGAGUACACCACGGAGAGGUCAGGUGACAAGAGCCUGCAUCUCCGCAUCACACAGCUGCUGACAACACUGGAGCAGCGGGAGGUCGUCAUCAAACGUCAGGAAGAGGACAUCCGGCUGUUGCAGCAGGAGAAGAGAGACAGCUCCAAGAACGUCACCACGACCACUAUCACCAAAAGGUACAGGAACCAGUACCCCCUCCUGGGCCUGCUAACUGAUGACUACAAUUCCACAUCGCCUGUCAAGGAUACCAAGACCAUCGUAAUCGAGAGCCGGACGGGGGAGAUGAUCAAACAGGAAAUCAUUACAACCCCUUAAAGACACUGCUUCUCUCUGCUCGGCACAGGAAUGAACGACAAGAAGACCUUGACCCCCCCCCCAGCAUGCUUCCCUCUCCCCGUCCCUCGUCCUCGGGGCUCCCAGGGUGGUGGUGGCAGGGGUUCAGCACCCCUAUAUAUCGGAUGGGUGGUUUUGACCAAAUGGGGUUUGCUUGGACAGGAGGCUUCACUUUGGCUGGGAUGGGGGGCAUCAAAUACUCAACAACCAAAUAUGUUAUAAUAGAAGCUUAGCGGUUAAGAGUACUAGGCCGGUAACCGAAAAGGUUGCUGGUUCGAAAUCCCUGAGCCGACUAGGUGAAAACUCUGUCUGUGCCCUUGAGUAAGGCACUUAACCCGAAUAUCUCCAGUAAGUCACUCUGGAUAAGAGCGUCUGCUAAAUGAUUAAAAUGUAAAAUGCUUAUGCUACAGCCAGGAGGGCUGAGAGUGGACAGGAAGAGGGGGCUGGGGCUUAGUAUGCAGCUCACUAGUGUGUCUGUCCUCCCUGCUAGUCUUUAGGACAUCUCCUCUAAAUGUGCUAUAGUGAUAGUAUGGUUACUAUGCAUAUAAAUAAGGAAGCUAAAUAUGCUUUAAUUAUGCACUAAUUAAAGAGACUGUAUGGUCAAAUUUGCUUUGUUCUGCCUCUGUUCUGGUCUUUUGCUUUUAUUUUGUGGCAAGGUACAUAGUUGUGUUAUGUUUCAGCUGCAUUUUGUUUCAUGUUUAUACCUUAAGAGGUGCAAGGGUAUGUUUUGUUGUUAUUGAAUGGAACGCUGCGCUUGGGGUUGGGGAGGGGGGUUGGAGUGGGGUGUAUUAGAAUAUCAGUGACUGGGUUGGACAUGGCCUGGGGGCAUGGUUCUAUGGAUGAUAUAAAAUGGUGGAUGAACUGAACAUUUGAAAAGUAAAAUGAACAAUGUAUGAAGUAGCAUGUUUUUCCUUUGGAUUGUUAUCUGCUGAAGGGUCAUUAUUUCAUUGCGGUGGUAAAUGCUGUCCCUUUGAAACCAUAUAAAUACACUUUCAAAUGACAAAAACGUUUUCCAUUUUAUGUAACUAUUAUUUAAUAAGAAAACAAACUCAGCAAAAAAAAAUAAACGUCCAUUUUUCAGGACCCUGUCUUUCAAAGAUAAUUCGUAAAAAUCUAAAUAACUUCACAGAUCUUCAUUGUAAAGAGUUUAUACACUGUUUCCCAUGCUUGUUCAAUGAACCAUAAACAAUUAAUGAACAUGCACCUAUAGAACGGCCGUUAAGACACUAACAGCUUACAGACGAUAGGCAACUAAGGUCACAGUUAUGAAGACUAAAGAGGCCUUUCUACUGAGUAUGAAAAACACCAAAUGAAAGAUGCCCAGGGUCCGUGCUCAUCUGUGUGAACGUGUUUUAGGCAUGCUCAAGGAGGCAUAAGGAUUGCAGAUGUGGCCAGAGCAAUAAAUUGCAAUGUCCGUACUGUGAGACGCCUAAGACAGCACUACAGGGAGACAGGACGGACAGCUGAUCAGCCUCACAGUGGCAGACCACGUGUAACAACACCUGCACAUGAUCGGUACAUCUGAACAUCACACCUGCGGGACAGGUACAGGGUGGCAACAACAACUGCCCGAGUUAGACUAGGAAUGCACAAUCCCUCCAUCAGUGCUCAGACUGUCCGCAAUAGGCUGAGAGAGGCUGUACUGAUGGCUUGUAGGCCUGUUAUAAGGCAGGCCCUCACCAGACAUCACUGGCAACGACAUCGCCUAUGGGCACAAACCCACCGUCACUGGACCAGACAGGACUGGCAAAAAGUGCUCUUCCAUGACGAGUCACGGUUUUGUCUCACCAGGGGUGAUGGUCGGAUUCGUGUUUAUCAACGGAGGCAUGACAUUACACCGAGGCCUGUACUCUGGAGCGGGAUCGAUUUGGAGGUGGAGGGUCCAUCAUGGUCUGGGGCAAUGUGUCACAGCAUCAUCGGACUGAGCUUGUUGUCAUUGCAGGCAAUCUCAACGCUGUGCGUUACAGAGAAGACAUCCUCCUUCCUCAUGUGGUACUUUCAAUGUACUUCCUGCAGGCUCAUCCUGACAUGACCCUCCAGCAUGACAAUGCCACAAGCCAUACUGCUCGUUCUGUGCGUGAUUUCCUGCAAGACAGGAAUGUCAGUGUUCUGCCAUAGCCAGCGAAGAGCCCGGAUCUCAAUCCCAUUGAGCGCAUCUGGGACCUGUUGGAUCGGAGGGUGCGGGAUAGGUCCAUUCCCCCCAGAAAUGUCUAUGAACUUGCAGGUGCCUUGGUGGAAGAGUGGGGUAACAUCUCACAGCUAGAAUGGGCAAAUCUGGUGCAGUCCACAAUGAGGAGAUGCACUGCAGUACUUAAUGCAGCUGGUGGCCACCCCAGAUACUGACUUUUACUUUUGAUUUUGACCUCCAUUUUGUUCAGGGACACAUUAUUCCAUUUCCGUUUGUCACAUGUCUGUGGAACGUUCAGUUUAUGUCUCAGUUGUUGAAUCUUGUUAUGUUCAUACAAAUAUUUACACGUUAAGUUCGCUGAAAAUAAACGCAUUUGACAGUGA
Molecule: messenger RNA, 4431 nt
Organism: Oncorhynchus keta (chum salmon)
Lineage: Eukaryota; Metazoa; Chordata; Actinopteri; Salmoniformes; Salmonidae
Product: protein POF1B-like
Exons: 12
Coding region: 403-1902 (499 amino acids)
Biological process (GO): bicellular tight junction assembly; epithelial cell morphogenesis; actin filament organization
Cellular component (GO): bicellular tight junction; actin filament; adherens junction
Molecular function (GO): actin filament binding
Source: RefSeq, a predicted model, not a curated record